Salvelinus namaycush (lake trout) is the source of this 2794-nucleotide messenger RNA. Its product is annotated as transcription factor p65-like. The transcript is spliced from 11 exons. The record is from RefSeq and is a predicted model, not a curated record. Gene Ontology annotation, biological process: canonical NF-kappaB signal transduction; cellular response to stress; inflammatory response. Gene Ontology annotation, cellular component: cytoplasm. Gene Ontology annotation, molecular function: DNA-binding transcription factor activity, RNA polymerase II-specific; RNA polymerase II cis-regulatory region sequence-specific DNA binding. Bases 144 to 1943 code for a protein of 599 amino acids. NCBI's taxonomy places the organism in Eukaryota, Metazoa, Chordata, Actinopteri, Salmoniformes, Salmonidae.
AAGUUACAUUGGAGACUUCAAGGCGGAGGUGGCUAAAGAGCGAUCUGUCACGACAAGUUUACAAAUUUACCUGUUUUCAAGGGACAAACACCCUAGGGGAAAGGCUAUUCCAAUAACCAACGUGGCAGAAGUAGAAGUCGGAAAUGGAUGGAAUGUAUGGAUGGGGACAGCCCCCUUUGAAACAAGGGAAUUCUUUCAUAGAGAUCAUUGAGCAGCCCAAGCCGAGAGGCAUGAGGUUCAGGUACAAGUGUGAGGGGCGCUCGGCGGGCAGCAUCCCGGGAGAGAAGAGCAACGAUACCACCAAGACACACCCUGCCAUCAAGGUGCACAACUACAAUGGUCCCCUGCGUGUCCGUGUCUCCUUGGUGACCAAGAACCCGCCUCACAAGCCCCACCCGCACGAGCUGGUGGGGAAAGACUGCAAACAUGGCUACUAUGAGGCAGACUUGCAGGAGAGACGAGUACACAGUUUUCAGAACCUGGGCAUUCAGUGUGUGAAGAAAAAGGAUGUGAACGAAGCAGUUUCCUGUAGACUGCAGACCCAAAACAACCCCUUCAACAUUCCCGAGGCGAAGGUGUGGGAGGAGGAGUUUGACCUGAAUGCAGUGAGGCUUUGUUUCCAGGCCUCGAUUACUCUACCUACCGGUGAACUCCACCCUCUGGAGCCCGUGGUGUCUCAGCCCAUCUACGACAACAGAGCACCCAACACAGCAGAAUUGAAGAUCUGUCGAGUGAACAGAAACUCUGGGAGCUGCAGAGGAGGGGAUGAGAUCUUCCUACUCUGUGACAAAGUGCAAAAAGAGGACAUCGAGGUACGGUUCUUCCAGGACUCGUGGGAGGGGAAGGGCACCUUCUCCCAGGCGGACGUCCACAGGCAGGUAGCCAUCGUGUUCCGUACCCCGCCCUUCUACAACACCAACCUGACCGAGCCAAUCAGAGUGAAGAUGCAGCUCCGCAGGCCCUCGGACCGCGAGGUCAGCGAGCCAAUGGACUUCCAAUUCCUGCCCUCUGACCCAGAUGAAUAUAGACUGAUAGAGAAGCGAAAACGGACAGAGGGAAUGUUCCAGAAUCUGAAGCUGGGGUCCAUAUCAGGGGCCAUGCCAGCAGAGAGGCCUUUCAACACUGCCAGAAGAACAGUCACUGCCAAGCCAGCAGCUAGCCAGCCUGUGAACCCAGUGGCGCCCCCUCGUGCCGCCUCUGUGAAGCCCCAGCCCUACUACAACAGCCCCCAGCCUGGCCAGCUGUUCCAACCCCAGCCCAAAGCAGAGCCCUCCUCCACUCCAGCAGAGACCUGGAAGUUCCUCAACAGCCUGACCUUGGACUCCCAACACAAAGCCACCCCCGUGGCCCGAUUCACCACCAACCCCCAGGCAUCUGCAGCCACCUCACAGGCCUUCCCCACCGUCAACCUGUCGGACCUCCACGGCUUCACCUUCUCCACCUUCGCUAGUCCCCAGGAGCCAGUGAGCGCAGCCGCUACCCCAGAGCCCACCUCUACCUUUGUCCAGGAUUCUCAGUUCAGGGUGGAUGGCCCCAUGGUGGAUGAGGAGCUACCCGAGUUCCCCAGCUUCUCUGAGGUCCACCAGUCAGGGACACUAGAUAACAUAAACAUCGACGACUUCCAGGCUAUGCUGGUCCAGAGUGGUCUGGCUGGAGAGGGGCCAGGGAACAGUAGGGUGUCGGUCUCUCAGGCACCCUGCCACUUACCUGCCACCAACCCUGUGGUCAACAACAGCUGUGGCGGCAGCACCUGGAUGAACUACCCCAACAGCAUCGUGAACCUGCUCCAGAGUGAGGGCAUGAUCGACAGUUCUCCUGGCAACUCCAACCAGCCGGCCGUCCUCGACGACCUGGACGUCUUCAGCUCCAUGGACGAAGACCGUCUCAUGUCCAUCCUGAACAGUGGCAACCAGGCCGGUUUCGUGUCCGGACAUCAGACUUAGAGACCUCUGUGAUUUUACAGAUAUUUUUACUGCAAUACUACUCUUCUGUCCCCUUGCCUUUUGAGACCCAGCUCCCUUCCAACCAAACUUCCCUUGUACUUGUUAUUCUAAUGGACUACAAAGAAAAUACAUUUGGCUGGCUGAUCGAGAAUCAGAUGAUGGUGCUGUUUGCUCUCUUCUCUAUGUGGAUUGUGGACAUGUUAAUUAGGACAGCUGCAGAACCCUGCCUGUACUCGAACAGAGUGAAUAUGAGAGAGGGCUACAGGGAACCCCUGGUAACUGCCAGUUUGUGGGCAAUCGCAAGACCCAAGGAUUUGUCACUUUCUGUCAACCCCUAAAGAUACACCUCCACUGGGUUGUGUAUAAACCCAGGCUUGUAUCUAGUCUCCAAAGGCAGUGGUAUUCACUCCUGGUCCCUAAGAACUUCAUGGUUUGAAAUGUGUCUUCUUGAAUCAUUGUCAAAGUCUGGACUGGAUAGUCCAGGGCCCGGUUUCCCGAUAGCAAUGGAACUUAGGCAUCUUUCCUACAACGCCUGAAGAUGUAACUUACAGAGUACAAAAAACAUUAAGGACACCUGCUCUUUCCAUUACAUAGCCCAGGGAUAUUCAACUCUUACCCUACGAGGUCCAGAGCCUGCUGGAUUUCCUGUUCUACCUGAUAAUAAUUGCACACACCUGGUGUCCCAGGUCUAAAUCUCUCCCUGGUUAGAGGGGAACAAUGAAAAAAAAUGCAGUGGCACUGGCUUUGAGGUACAGAGUUGACCAGGUGAAAGCUAUGAUCCCUUAUUGAGGUCACUUGUUAAAUCCACUUUGUGACGACCCUCCCACUCUGUCUACCGUUUUCUCUCUCUC